Molecule: messenger RNA, 351 nt
Organism: Aspergillus nomiae NRRL 13137
Lineage: Eukaryota; Fungi; Ascomycota; Eurotiomycetes; Eurotiales; Aspergillaceae
Exons: 1
Coding region: 1-351 (116 amino acids)
Source: RefSeq, a predicted model, not a curated record
AUGAAGAGCGGUCCGUUCUCCUCCUUGCUGCCCCGGGCUGUAUUUACCUUUCAGUGGAUCGACGAUGCCCUUUCUGAUCUUCACUUGAUGCCUACACUGGACGGGGUAUUGGCGGGACAUAUCGGGACAGUCUUAUUGGGCUCUGACCUACUCUGCCUAUCUUCCACGGCCCCGGCGGACGGGGGCGAUUGUCCAGGAAUUCAAGGCGCGGGUGUUUAUGCCGCGGUCGAUCCUGUCUUGCCGGCUGGUUCAGUGACUGCAGGUGCGACCAGCACCCUCAGCGGGGAUAGCCUGUCCAUCGCGGGUCCUUACCUAAGAGGCGACUACGCUCGUCCGGGAGGAGCACGUUAG